Volvox carteri f. nagariensis is the source of this 3906-nucleotide messenger RNA. Its product is annotated as pyruvate-ferredoxin oxidoreductase. Gene Ontology annotation, biological process: electron transport chain; response to oxidative stress. Lineage: Eukaryota; Viridiplantae; Chlorophyta; Chlorophyceae; Chlamydomonadales; Volvocaceae. Bases 1 to 3906 code for a protein of 1301 amino acids. Gene Ontology annotation, molecular function: thiamine pyrophosphate binding; iron ion binding; oxidoreductase activity, acting on the aldehyde or oxo group of donors. The transcript has 14 exons. The record is from RefSeq and is a predicted model, not a curated record.
AUGGACGCUACCAUGAAGAUGACCUCGUCUGCCAGCAAGAUCUCUUGCCGCGCAGCCCCUGGUUCGCUGCUGCCUCCGCUUUCCAGCCGUGUUGCAAGCAAGCGCAUCGUCAUCGGGGCUGCUGCUCCGCCGGAGGGCGCUGCGACCGCUCCCGCACCUUUCGAUAUCAGAUCCUCCGAUCCCCUCCGACCUGUGGCCAGUAAUGCCCGGACCUCGGGCAAUAUCCUUCCCUUCGCGCCACCUGAAGCGACCUCUAGCAAGAAGUUGCGAACUCCUAGGAAGGCGCCCAUGGACGGCAACGAGGCCGCCGCACACGUCGCUUACGCCGUCUCGGACGUGUCCUUCAUCUACCCUAUCACCCCCGCUACGGUCAUGGGCGAGCUCGUGGACCAGUGGGCAGCUGAGGGCAAAACCAACGUUUUCGGCAACGUUAUGAGCGUGACUGAGAUGGAAAGCGAGACAGGCGCGGCAGGUGCACUUCACGGUGCGCUGGCAGCCGGCAGUCUGGCCACCACCUUCACGUGCUCCCAGGGGCUGCUGCUGAUGGUGCCCAACAUGUACAAGAUUGCUGGCGAACUGACGCCCUGUGUGCUGCACGUGACGGCGAGGGCACUGGCCCGCCACGCGCUCUCCAUCUUCGGCGACCACCAGGACGUCAUGGCGGUGCGGCAGACUGGUUGGGCUAUGUUGUGCAGCCACAGUGUUCAGGAGGCUCACGAUAUGGCGCUGGUGGCCCAUCUGGCCACGUUGCGGACAUCGCUGCCCUUCGUGCACUUCUUUGACGGAUUCCGGACCAGCCACGAAAUUAACACCAUCGAGAUGAUUGACAACGCCGACAUCCAGGAGCUACUGAGCAAGUCCGUCUACGCGGAGGCUAUCCGCCAUCACCGCACUCGGGCUCUUAACCCCACCCACCCGCACCAGCGCGGUACGGCACAGGGAUCCGACGUGUACUUCCAGUGCGUGGAGGCCGCCAACCCUUUCUACGACAAUGCGUUCGAGCACGUGCUCGCGGCCAUGGCUGAGGUGACGGCCAUCACGGGCCGGUCGUACAAGCCGUACGAGUACGUGGGUGCUCCUGACGCGGACAAGGUGAUUGUGAUCAUGGGCAGUGGCAGCCAGGCGGUGGAGGAGGCGGUCGAGUACCUCAAUGGCACCGGGCACCGGGUCGGAGUUCUUAAGGUACGUCUCUUCCGGCCCUGGCGGUCCGAGUCGUUCCUGGGCGAGCUGCCCAGUUCCGUCUCCAAGAUUGCCGUGUUGGACCGCACCAAGGAGAGUGGCGCCGCCGGCGAGCCCAUGUACCAGCAAGUGGCGGCAGCGCUGCACCAGCUGGAGCUGGACAACCCCACGAUGCCUCGUCGUUCCAUCGUGGGCGGUCGCUUCGGUCUGGCCUCCAAGGAGUUCCUGCCCUCACACGCCGUGGCCGUGUUCGAGAACCUGGACGCCCCCACCCCCAUGCGCGACUUCACCGUCGGCAUCAUGGACGACGUGACGCGGCGCAGCCUGCCGCCCUCGCAGCUACUGCCAGCGGGUGUGUCCACCCUCCCUCCCGGGACCUUCGAGUGCCUUUUCUGGGGUAUGGGCUCCGACGGCACCGUGGGCGCCAACAAGGAGGCAAUAAAGAUCAUCGCCUCCAACACGCCCCUGUCGGCACAGGCGUACUUCUCGUACGACGCGCACAAGAGUGGCGGAGUGACGGUGAGCCAUCUGCGUUUCGGGCCGAGCAAGAUCCGCGCGCCGUACCUGGUACAGCAGGCGGACUACAUGGCCGUCAACCACCAGUCGUACAUGGCCAAGUACGAUACGCUGGCGGGGCUGAAGCCUGGCGGCGUGCUGGUGCUCAACACCACUUUCACCACUGUCGAGUCGCUCAGCAAGUACCUGCCCGCCUCGGUGAAGAAGCGGCUGGCUGCCCUGCAGCCCCGUUUGUACCUGAUUGACGCGCUGUCCGUGGCCCGGUCUUCCGGCCUGGGCAAGCACGUCAACAUGGUCAUGCAGACGGUGUUCUUCAACCUGAGCGGAGUGCUGACUAUGGACAAGGCCAUUGCGCUGCUGAAGAAGUCGAUCUCCAAGGCUUACGAGCGCAAGGGCCCCGAGGUUGUGGCCAAAAAUCACGCAGCCGUGGAUGCCGCUAUCGCUGCGCUGAAGCACGUGGAGAUCCCUGCUUCCUGGGCGGAUGUGCAAACAGCCGCGCUGCACCCUAACCCGCCUGCCAAGACCAACUCCGGCAGCCGGUGGGAAUUUAUGGAGCAAGUGGCGCGACCCAUGCUGGCCCUGGAAGGCGACAAAUUGCCCGUCAGCAUAUUCUCACCAGAGGGCUUCGUUCCCCCGGGCACCACCAUCAUCGAGAAGCGCGCCAUCGCCUCCCAGGUGCCCGUGUGGAAGUCCGAGAACUGCACCCAGUGUAACAUCUGCGCCUUCGUGUGUCCGCACGCCGCGAUCCGGCCCUCUCUCGCCCAGCCGGGAGAGCUGGCGAACGCGCCCGCAGCCUUUACCUCCAUUCCCGCCAAGGGACCGGGCCUGCAGGGCUUGCAGUACCGCAUCCAGGUGUCGCCGUACGAUUGUACGGGAUGUGACUUGUGCACGCACGCGUGUCCGGACAACGCGCUGGAGGCUAAGCCCCUGAGCAGUGUUCUGGAGGUGGAGAACGCCAAUUGGGACUUCGCACGCUCGCUUCCAGUGCUUGACAACCUGAUGGACCGUACCAGCGUGAAGGGCUCUCAGCUGCAGCAGCCCCUCAUGGAGUUCUCGGGCGCGUGCGAGGGCUGCGGCGAGACGCCGUACGUCAAGCUGCUGACUCAGCUCUUCGGCGACAGGCUCAUCAUCGCCAACGCCACCGGCUGCUCGUCCAUCUGGGGCGGCUCCGCACCCUCCAACCCGUACACCACCAAUGCGGACGGCUACGGACCUGCCUGGGCCAACUCCCUGUUUGAGGACAACGCCCAGUUCGGCCUGGGUAUUGCCACGGGCACGCUGCAGCGCCGUCAGGCCCUGCACCGCCGUGUGGAGCAAUUGUUGGCGGCCCCGCAGGAAGCCGUGGCUCCCAGCGAGAAGUUGCGGAGUGCGCUGAGCCGCUGGGCGGAGCAUUACCAGGACGCGGAGGUGGCCAACGUGGUGGCGAAGGAGCUUCAGCCGCUGCUCGAGGCCGAGAAGGACACGGCGGGGCCUGCGCUGGCUGCCGUGUACGCCGAGCGUGACAUGCUGCACAAGCCGUCGACGUGGAUUGUUGGCGGUGACGGCUGGGCGUACGACAUUGGUUUCGGAGGGCUGGACCACGUGCUGGCAUCUGGCGAGAAUGUCAACAUUCUUGUGCUGGAUACCGAGGUGUACAGCAACACAGGCGGACAACGUUCCAAGGCUACGCCCAUGUCCGCCGUCGCCAAAUUCGCCGCGGGUGGCAAGGAGCGUCCGAAGAAGGAUCUGGGCGCCAUCGCGAUGAGCUAUGGCGACGUCUACGUGGCUUCGACAUCCUUGCACGCCAACUAUGGUCAGGUGGUCAAGGCGAUGACGGAGGCUGAGCGCUACCCGGGCGUGAGCUUGGUGCUGUGCUACUCGCCGUGCAUGCUGCACGGUAUCUCCUCCGGCAUGUGCUCCGCCAUCGACGAGUCCAAGAUGGCUGUGGACACGGGCUACUGGCCGCUGUACCGCUACAACCCGGCCGUCAAGGAGGACUCCAGCCACCACCGCUUCCAGCUGGACUCCAAGAAGCUCAAGGGUGACAUCCACGAGCUGUUCGCGCACGAGAACAGGUUCCAGAUUCUGGAGCGGAAGGCGCCCGAGGCGGCAAGGCACAUGCACGAAGUCAUGGACGAAUCCGUACAUGAGCGCUUCCAAAAGUACAAGAACCUGGCGGCGGGAGGCCCGGGCAUCGCAUCGCAGCAGCAGGCGCCGCCCAAGCAGCAGUAG